Messenger RNA from Myxocyprinus asiaticus (Chinese sucker), 2834 nucleotides. Its product is annotated as T-cell surface antigen CD2. The transcript has 6 exons. The coding region runs from base 52 to 1029 and encodes 325 amino acids. Lineage: Eukaryota; Metazoa; Chordata; Actinopteri; Cypriniformes; Catostomidae. The record is from RefSeq and is a predicted model, not a curated record.
UGUGAGCUUCAUCUUAAAACAAUACAGCCUUGCUUAAAGACUCAUGUAAAAAUGCUGCAAAUCUUGGCAAUAAUACUUUUCUUCAAUUUCACUGUCGUGUUCUCCACUGGUAAUCCUGGGAGUAAAUCAUCAUGUAUCUACAAAGCAGUGGGUGAAAAAGUUAUUAUUCAAAUGGAUAAGGAAAAAUUACAAGCUGAAAGCCAUGUGACCUGGACGCAUAAUCAAAAGAGAGUGUAUGUUCAGAGGGGCAUGAAAGUUACAGUCAAAGAGCUCGACAUAGACCACACUGGAUCUCUGAUACUGGAGAACAUACGGUUAGAUCAGUCAGGGGAGUACAUGGGUGAAGUCUUUAACAGUAACGGAAAAUUUUUAAAGAAAAAUGAAUCACAGCUCUGUGUGCAAGAGCCAGUGGCCGAACCUACAGUCAUAUUCAAGUGUGAAGAAAACAGAGUCACUCUAACUUGUAAUGGGAUGAACCACUCUGAGGUUGUUGUGUCAUGGAUAAAAAAUGGAAAGAAUGAGUCCAUCAUGGCAAAUGCUGUUUUACAUGUAAACUCAUCUGACCUCAAGGCUGGAGAUAAGUUCUCAUGCACAGUCAGAAACAUGAUUAGUGUAAAGUCAGCAAAAGACGUCCAGCCUUUAUGCUCUGAUUCAGGCCAACAUCCAAUGAAUGACAAUAAAGAAAAAGAAGUGAAGAGCGACAAGGGAAAUAAAAAAGACGACGUGUCUGAGAAAACAUUUCUCUUUGGCUUGGACUUUUGGUGGAUGUUAAUGGUCCUGACAGGAGGUGGCACUUUCCUCCUCAUACUCCUCCUCAUUUGUAUAGUCUGUCUCUGCCGCUGCUGCAAACAGAGCGAGAAACUCGCGAAAGAGGAGCAAGAGUUUCGGCUAAUCUCUCUAAUGCCAGAUCAGCCUGAUUGCCAGUACAAUCAAGAAACUGCAUCUCAAAGGCCAUCCAAAAGCCAGCGUCCUCUUCCACCCAUACCCGGCCCCCGAAGACCCCCUAGUGAUGCACCCUCUUAUAUUUAGAUUAAUCUGUCCUUCCACAAACAUUGAGACCACCAAGAUCAUCAUGUUAAAUAAGUAUUGUUUAUAUAAUGUUUAAUUUCUGAUUUAUAUUUUACUAGCCAAAAGUUUUGACAUACCUACUCAUUUUGUAAUAUUUCAAUUUUCCUCAUUGUAGGGGGCCUGGGUAGCUCAGCGAGUAAAGACACUGACUACCACCCCUGGAGUCGUAAGUUUGAAUCCAGGGCUUGCUGAAUGACGCCAGCCAUGUCUCCUAAGCAACUAAAUUGGCCCGGUUGCUAGGGAGGGUAGAGUCACAUGGGGUAACCUCCUCGUGGUCGCUAUAAUGUGGUUCUCACUCUCGGUGGGGCGCGUGAUGAGUUGUGCGUGGAUGUCACGGAGAAUAGCGUGAAGCCUCCACAAGCGCUAUGUCUCCGCGGUAACGCGCUCAACAAGCCACGUGAUAAGAUGCGUGAAUUGACGGUCUCAGACGCGGAGGCAACUGAGAUUCAUCCUCUGCCAUCCGAAUUGAGGCGGGUCACUACGCCACCACGAGGACUUAGAGUGCAUUGGGAAUUGGGCAUUCCAAAUUGGGGAGAAAAGGGGAGGGAAAUUUUUUUUCCACAUUGUAGAAUAAUUGUAAAGUCAACAAAACUCAAAUGGAAGUAUGGGAAUUAUGUAGCAACCAAAAAUGUUUAAUCCUCAUAUUAUUUCAGAUUUUAUUUUCUUAAAAUGAGUCACCCUUUGUCUAGAUUACUGCUCUGCUCACUCUGGACAUUCUCUCAAACAACUUCAUGAAGUGCAUUCUGAGAUGCUUUUUAAACAGCACUGAAGGUGUUCCCAUGUUCGCUAGACACAAGUUGAAUGCUUUCCUACAUUAUCUGGUCCAAUUAAUCCACUUAAAAAAUACAAAUGAAUACAAAUGUAAUACAAUAAAAAUGUAAUAAAUUAUAGUUUUGUAAAAACAUUGAAACAUUUAGAUCAUACGGGUUUUAAAAAAUAUACUUUGUAUUAAAAAAACAUAAACUGUCAAGUCUAUGUAUAUGUAUAUUCGAUUUUUUUUCCCUACACAAACAACAUAUCAAUAAUUCCCUUUGUAAAUAUGAAUAUUCCACUGAAACUAGGUCAUUUCCGCAGGGUAUAUGCACUUCUACAGAAACUAUUGUGAUGGUGCUCUGCAAGACCACCUUUGUUCAUGCAAGCACAACAGACAUUGCACUUUUCCUGUUUUAACUGAUCUUAGUGAAUUGUGGUUGCAAGAUCUGCUCUAACAAAAUGCAUUACAUAAAUAUCUCCCACACAGUCACUCAGUUCAUAUGAUUUACUUGAUUUACUGUGUUCAUUAAUCGUUUCAAGCAACAAACAACCAAACAACAACCAAUUUUAAGUAAUAUUAAAGUUAUAGGUUUUAAGGACAUAUUUAUGAGAAAAAAUUGGAAACUUGAAGAUGAUGGACAGAGCAUUUUUCAUUUAGCCAAAUUACAUAGAGACCUAUCAAAUCACAGUUUUACUAACCGAAAAUGUUCAAGUGAAAAGCAUGAAAGGCCAUGAGGUUUCCCACAUGUGGUGUGUGAAAACUAUAAAGCUCUCUUGGUUGUUUAGGUUUGCAUGUGUGAACAUGUGGGCACUUCUGUUUGCUGUUUAUCAUAUUGAGCUUUGCACAGAAAUAUGCAUUUGUCAUUGUGUGAUUCAAUAAAAUGAAUAUACUUUUAUUACUAAAUGUCUUGCGUCCCCCUGAAAAUGUGAGUUGAAUGCUAUUUUUUGAGGUACUUUACACAAAGUCCAAAACAAAACUUGAUUGUUUUAAUGAGAAGUAAAUGGAAUAUGUU